AGAAUUAAAACCCUUUUUCCCUCGGCCAUUACAAAACCAGAAGAGUUAGCCAAAAGACAAAGAGGAAAUGGCGGGUAGAUUAGGAAGACGAGUUGUCCACUUUGCAAACCUUCCAAUCAAGAUACUAAUGCCAAACACUUUCACCAACAUCAAGGAAAUAGCUCUCAAGACCAUUCCCUCCGCUUCCAAGAUCGAGAUCAAACGCGUCCUCGAAUCCCUCUACGGUUUCGAUGUCGAAAAUGUCCGUACUCUCAACAUGGAAGGCAAGAAGAAGAAACGCGGCGGUUUCUUAUUCGCCCGACCCGAUUACAAGAAAGCUUACGUCACCUUGAGAACCCCUCUCUCCAUAUCCCACAACCUUUUCCCUAUCCAGGUGAUUAAAGAGGAAAAAGAUGGUAUUAAUAAGACCAGUAAGGGUAAGAGCGUUGUUGAAGAAGGUGAGAAGAAGAAGCAUUGGCUCGACGGGAAGGUGAAGGAUGAUGGAGCGGAGAAGCGGAAAGGAAAGGGCUCUUACGCCUCGGCCCGUGGCGGUGGAGAGACCAAAUUUCCUUGGAGCAGCAUGAGGAAGGCUAGUUAGGAAGGUAGGAUUCGUGGGUUUCUGAUAUUUUUUUUUACUCUUGUCUUUUCUAAUAACGUUUUGAAUGGAAAAGUUGGACCAUACAUGAAGAAAGCUAUUCACAUAAUCGAUG
This is a messenger RNA of Hibiscus syriacus, 689 nucleotides long. RefSeq lists its product as uncharacterized. NCBI's taxonomy places the organism in Eukaryota, Viridiplantae, Streptophyta, Magnoliopsida, Malvales, Malvaceae. Gene Ontology annotation, cellular component: ribosome; mitochondrial large ribosomal subunit. The transcript has a single exon. Gene Ontology annotation, biological process: mitochondrial translation. Bases 68 to 577 code for a protein of 169 amino acids. Gene Ontology annotation, molecular function: structural constituent of ribosome. The record is from RefSeq and is a predicted model, not a curated record.